Molecule: messenger RNA, 1566 nt
Organism: Yamadazyma jaroonii
Lineage: Eukaryota; Fungi; Ascomycota; Pichiomycetes; Serinales; Debaryomycetaceae
Source: the annotation of a GenBank genome assembly
AUGGAUCCUAUAGAAAUACCACCUAAAGAUGAAGAAGAAUUGUUAUUAGAAAAGUUAGUUUUCGGAGAUAUAGAGAAUUUCGAAAUCAACUUGAAACAAACUGAAAAUUUCUUCGAUUCUUCCGACGAAUACGAAAGCGCAGACGAAAGUGAAGACCAAAGUGAAGAUGAAUUUUUCAUCGAUGAUGAUGGUGAUGAUAUGGAAGUUGACGAAGAAGCUGAUUCUGCUUCUGAUUCCGAUUCAGAAAAUGCAUGGAGUGAUAGUGAAGAUGAAAAUGUCACUGUUGCUUUAAGCUCUUCUAAUAAAUUGAAAAAAUUAAGAGCUUUUGAAAACGAUAAUGAAGUUAAUGGUAAGAGUUAUAUAAAUCGAUUGAGAUCUCAGUUUGAAAAAAUCUAUCCCAAACCAGCUUGGGUAGAGAAACUCACAGAAGAAACAGAAGAACAGGAGCAAGAUGAAGACGAAGAAGAUUAUGAUGAUGAUGAACAAGAUGAUGAAAUCAAACAUGAUAGUAACUCCAUAUUGAAAAUUCUCAAAACUACUGACAAAUUCAUAAUAACUAAACAGUUGAAGUUGAUAUCUCCUCACAAAUUGUCCAUAUCACGUUUGAAAGAUGCCAAUCAAAGCAGAAGAGCCAAAGGAGGAAUUCAAAGUAUGUGUUUUCAUCCUACCAGUCCUUUAUUAUUAACUGGGGGUUUUGAUAAGACCGCAAGAGUGUAUUAUAUUGAUGGUAAUCACAAUGAAUUGGUAACUUCAUUGUUUGUAAGGAAUUGUCCUAUCUAUUCAUGUUCCUUCUCCACCGUCAACAAUAAGAACUUGAUUUUCGUCAGUGGAAGAAGAAAGUUCAUGAACAAAUGGGAUCUUGAUUCUGAUGAAAUUGAAAAAAUCUCCAGAAUGUAUGGUUAUGAAAAAUUCCAAAAAUCUAUGGAAUCGCUUAAAAUAUCCAAAUCAGGUAAAUAUCUUGGUUUGAUGGGUAGCUCAGGUUACUGUAACAUCUUGAAUGGUUUGACCGGUCAAUUCAUGAUGAAUUUCAAGAUCGAAGGGACCAUAAUAGACUUUGAUUUCUCUUCCAAUGAAAGAGAACUCAUCAUUGUCAACACCAAUGGAGAAGUAUGGGAGUUCCAAUUAAGUGAUAAUCAAUUAACCUCCAACAACAAACCUACCAAAAGAUGGAGCGAUGAAAGUGGUAUUGGAAUCACCAAGAUCAAAUUAGGAGGAAAGAACAGUAAAUAUUUGGCUAUAGGUACCAAUAAUGGUAUCGUUAACUUGUACGAUAGAUCCAAAGACGAAGCCAAUCCUAAACCUUUCAAAGUAAUAGAUAAUUUGAUCACCACAAUUUCCACCUUACAAUUCAGUCCUGAUGGUCAAUUAUUAGUGGUGGCAUCAAGAGGUAAAAGGGACGCUUUAAAAAUUGUUCAUUUACCUUCAGGUUCUGUGUAUUCUAACUGGCCCACUUCUGGUACUCCAUUAGGUAAAGUUUUAUCAGUUGCAUUUUCUCCUAACAACAAAAUGUUAGCCGUUGGAAAUGAUGCUGGUAAAGUAACAUUAUGGAGAUUAAAUCAUUAUUAA